UCUUGUCCACGUUUAAUGUUUGUGGCCAGUAAUUUUGCAAUAUUUAUUUUGAAUGAUUGGAUAUGUUGUUCAAACUUACAGGUUCAAGAACAUAAUCAUCCCCACAUUCUUCUUUUGCAAAUUGGAAAUACUUUCUGUAAACUCCCCGGUGGCAGAUUGAAGCCAGGAGAGAAUGAGAUUGAAGGCUUGAAAAGGAAGCUCUCUAGCAAACUUGCUGCUAAUUCAUCUCUGCAGCCAGAUUGGCAGAUAGGUGAGUGUGUGGCUAUCUGGUGGAGACCGAAUUUUGAAACCACAAUGUAUCCUUACUGCCCUCCACACAUAACAAAGCCUAAGGAGUGCAAGAAGCUUUUCCUUGUUCACUUGUCUGAAAGAGAGUACUUUGCUGUGCCUAAGAACUUGAAACUUCUAGCUGUCCCAUUGUUUGAACUAUACGACAAUGUUCAGAGAUAUGGACCAGUCAUAUCCACUAUUCCACAGCAGCUAUCCAGGUUUCAGUUCAACAUGAUCCACCAGUAGGAUUAGUCAUGGACUCCGAACUCAGCUGAGGAGUUCAAUUGGUUAGUGUACCACCUCCCGGGAUGACUCUGAAAAUUCUAUUUCAUACCACGAUCAAUCUUCCUACGACUGACUUGACACUUAAAAUUCGGUACUUGUUUCAGUUAUUUUAGUUUUGUUCAACUCGCGGUGAGAAAUUUUUCUGCUUUAGUACUUGAUAUAUUAUAAUGUCAUGUAAACUCAUGUACAAUAAUUUAAGAGCGGUUGAUGAGACGAUUAGAUAUGAAAACAAGAUUUCUUCCUCAUAUUGCUGUCUGGGAUUCGGUACAAGAAUUGUUCAAGAGUUGUUUGUCA
This is a messenger RNA of Olea europaea var. sylvestris, 849 nucleotides long. Its product is annotated as pre-mRNA cleavage factor Im 25 kDa subunit 2-like. Gene Ontology annotation, cellular component: mRNA cleavage factor complex. The record is from RefSeq and is a predicted model, not a curated record. Lineage: Eukaryota; Viridiplantae; Streptophyta; Magnoliopsida; Lamiales; Oleaceae. Bases 16 to 516 code for a protein of 166 amino acids. Gene Ontology annotation, molecular function: mRNA binding. The transcript is spliced from 5 exons.